GAUCAAUCAAACUGCACAGGCCAAUUUUCUAAAGUGGAUUAGUGACGACUACAUGACGCACAAAUUCCACGAGCGUUGUCUUCCUCACAGCAAGAUAUCGCGCGUCAUGACGAUUCUAUAGCUGUCUUCUGCGUACAAUUUCCGAGCUACCUGGAAAAGCUUAGUCUCGAUCGAAGAGGCUGAGUGCGCAGGGCGUAUAUAGAGGGCAGCACAAGAUCACCAGCAAUAGUCAUUCCUCCACCUAAUCACAAUCGCAAUGGCCCUCAAGAUACACGGUCAUGCUAACGCUCCCCUCGUCAGACUCGUCGCAGAAGUCUGCCGAGAGAAGGAAGUGCCGUACGAACUUGUGAACGUGGAAGUCUACAAAGGCGAACACAAAACACCUGCCUUCAAAGAGUUCCAACCUUUCGGACAGGUCCCCUACAUAAAUGACGACGGCUUCAUUCUCUAUGAAUCCAGAGCCAUUUGCAGAUACAUUGCAAAGAAGUACGCAUCGCAAGGCACCCCGGACCUCGUGCCCCGUGAACCCAAAGCGGAGGCCAUCUUUGAACAAGCGGUGUCAAUCGAGACGUCGAACUUUUACCCUUUUGCGUUGGGUAUUACCGCGGAGAAAAUCAUCAAGAAGCAUCGUGGCCUCGAACCAAAUGAAGCCAGGUUAUCCGACCUGGUGAGCAACCUGAAGGCAAAACUGGAUGUAUACGAGGUUAUACUCGGAAAACAGGCGUAUCUUGCAGGAGAUAACAUUACCUUGGCCGACUUAUUCCAUCUUCCGUAUGGAACAAUCGUGUUCGAAGAAUUGGGCUACGACAUGUUGGAAGAUAGACCGAAUGUGGCAAGGUGGUGGAAGGAUAUCACUGCGAGGCCUUCGUGGCUCGCAGUCAAAGCCAAAGCUUAACCAGAUGUAUAAAGGACUCGGCACUAAGUAUUAAAGUCAUUUAUGUAAGAUGUGUAUAACCUUUUGUACAUAUAACGAAUCUGAUAGAACUUCGUUCAAUUGGGACUUUUCCGUUCUAUGUAAGUGCAGAGAACGAGGAAAGGCGCGCCCGGUAUUUGCCGCACAUUCAUGCUCUGGGACCAACACCGACUCGGACGUCCAUGUAUAUAAGCUCACUUCAAUGCACCCACUCUCUGUGCACAUCAUUGGGCUAUGUACUCGAGUAAUCUCACCUGCGGUUCAGUCGAGUAAAUGUUCUCAACAACUGUCGUUUACUCCAGUACUCUUC
This is a messenger RNA of Suillus subaureus, 1223 nucleotides long. Its product is annotated as glutathione S-transferase. Gene Ontology annotation, molecular function: glutathione binding; glutathione transferase activity. NCBI's taxonomy places the organism in Eukaryota, Fungi, Basidiomycota, Agaricomycetes, Boletales, Suillaceae. The coding region runs from base 257 to 895 and encodes 212 amino acids. The transcript is spliced from 5 exons. Gene Ontology annotation, cellular component: cytoplasm. The record is from RefSeq and is a predicted model, not a curated record.